AUGCCUGGUGAAGUAUGGAUAGCAAAUUGCGACCCAUUGACAGGUCUGGACCCAAACCGAGAGGCGACACUAUUCUGGGACAUGGUCUCUUCAACCAGCUGGCUUCGGAAUACAUUGAUAACUCUUCUGUCCGGAAUCUUGAUCACGAAUACCCUCCGAGACAGAACGACGAUUGAAGCUCGAAUAAAAAACAGCUGUCAUAUUCCUGAUUGA
This is a messenger RNA of Pochonia chlamydosporia 170, 213 nucleotides long. RefSeq lists its product as hypothetical. The record is from RefSeq and is a predicted model, not a curated record. The coding region runs from base 1 to 213 and encodes 70 amino acids. NCBI's taxonomy places the organism in Eukaryota, Fungi, Ascomycota, Sordariomycetes, Hypocreales, Clavicipitaceae. The transcript has a single exon.